UAUGAUUCUUGCAGUCCCAUCAUCGCCAUAUCCAGCUACAGUGUGGAGCCCUACGGGGACGGAACCGAUGCUCCCGUUUGCACCACCGCCGCAGAUGGGUUCUGGUCUAUCUUCUAUUUCGUGGGCUGCAUCACGCUGUUCUUCUUCCUGCCCUUCGGCAUCCUGGUCCUUCUUUACGCGGCCAUCGCGUACAAACUGCUGCGUCCCAACAACGCCUUCCACAGACCAACCUCCCCGCAGCCGCAGCAGCCGGUUGGCGGAGCUACCAGCGGUUCAUUGCAGGUGCCUAGCACCAAAGGCAACAGUCAUCAACACAGCAACGGCAUGAGGAAGCACCGCAAGCAGGUGAUCUUCAUGCUGGUGGCCGUGGUGUCCAGCUUUUUUAUUUGCCUUCUGCCUUUCCGGGCUUUCACCCUUUGGGUGAUCCUGGCCAGCGCCAAGGAUGUGGAGAGUCUGGGCAUUGCCGGCUACUACAACCUGCUGUACUUCUCGCGCUUCAUGCUCUACCUGAACUCGGCCAUGAACCCGAUCCUGUACAACCUGAUGUCCUCCAAGUUUCGCAGCGGCUUCUGGCGGCUGCUGCUCACUUGUCUGGGCCAGCGGCCACAUCACCAUCGUAGCCACCACUACCAUCAAAGGCAGCAUCCGGCGGCGGGCGGAAAUGGGGGCAAUGCUUCCAGGCGACAGGAACAGGAUGCUGAGGAAGGAGCCGCGCUGGCGGGAACGACCAGUGCCAGGCAUCCACGUCGCACUCUCCGCCGCGAGGCCACCUUCUUAAUCAACUCCAUAUCCACCUCCUCGGGCACCGAACGCACCACAUCAUCGUCAGCGUGGCGCAGCAACAGCCUGUCCGUUUCCGGUCUGAGCGAACGGGAGCGGGGCAUCCUGGGAGCUGCUAUUAUCGGAACAACGGCAGCCACCGUUACCACUGCCUGUCUGCAGGAGCGACGUGCCAGCAAGAUCUAAAUCCCAUCCUGAAAAUGCAUACUUCGAAUCCAUGCCCACUGCCAGCAACCGUUAAAGUAUUUAGUUGAAUUCCAACAGCAAAUAGUCAUAGUUUUAGAAAAAUUUUGUUGUAAAGACUGAAGUACCUCAGAAGAAGUCAAUAAAC
Drosophila santomea is the source of this 1111-nucleotide messenger RNA. RefSeq names its product neuromedin-U receptor 1-like. The annotation marks the transcript as partial. Gene Ontology annotation, cellular component: plasma membrane. The transcript has a single exon. Gene Ontology annotation, molecular function: G protein-coupled receptor activity. Gene Ontology annotation, biological process: G protein-coupled receptor signaling pathway. NCBI's taxonomy places the organism in Eukaryota, Metazoa, Arthropoda, Insecta, Diptera, Drosophilidae. The record is from RefSeq and is a predicted model, not a curated record.